Molecule: messenger RNA, 1303 nt
Organism: Dioscorea cayenensis subsp. rotundata (Guinea yam)
Lineage: Eukaryota; Viridiplantae; Streptophyta; Magnoliopsida; Dioscoreales; Dioscoreaceae
Product: transmembrane protein 184C-like
Exons: 5
Coding region: 230-1144 (304 amino acids)
Biological process (GO): transport
Molecular function (GO): transporter activity
Source: RefSeq, a predicted model, not a curated record
CGAAUCUCAAAGUCGCUUCUGACGGCUACGGUUAGUUCUCAGAAGUCUCUUCGUUCUCGGUCGUGUUGUAGGACUGAGACCAGCGAGUGAAGAAGGUCAAACCUGGGGUUCCCGUUCCGCCAUUGAAGAAGGCCAUCGAGAGCUUGAGAUCCAGGUCUUCAAGCUCUCCGCUUUGUUCUCCGAUCCUCGUCUCUUCUCUUGAUCCAUAGUUGUGCCUUCUGAGCUCAAGAUGUUAAACUCUCCAGAAGUAGAUAUUUUGAAAAUGUUAUCAACCAUGGAUGCCGAAACUCUCACUUUGCUUGGAGCAGCUUGCGGUGUGAUGCUCUCACUGCAUUUUACUGUGCAGCUGAUUACACAGCAUCUUUUCUAUUGGAAAACCCCCAAGGAGCAGAUGGCAAUCAUAAUCAUCGUGCUUAUGGCACCUCUAUAUGCUGUUGACUCCUUUGUUGGCUUGUUAGACAUUCAAGGCAGCAGAAUACUCUUCACAUUUCUGCAUUGCGUGAAGCAAUGUUACGAAGCUUUGGUGAUUGCUAAAUUCAUGGAACUUAUGUACAGUUACUUGAAUAUUUCACUAAGCAAGAAUAUAGUACCAAAUGAAAUCAGAGGGAGGGAGAUACAUCAUUCUUUCCCAGUGUCUCUUUUUCUGCCGCGAAGAAUUCGUCUUGAGCAUCACACCCUGCAACUUCUCAAGUAUUGGACAUGGCAGUUUGUUGUUAUUCGGCCAGUCUGCUCUGUUCUGAUGAUAACUUUAAAACUUCUUGGGAUCUACCCUAGCUGGGUCAGCUGGACUUUUACCAUCAUAUUGAACAUCUCUUGUUCAAUGGCAUUGUAUGCAUUGGUGCUCUUCUACCAUGUCUUUGCAAAAGAGUUAGCACCCCACAAGCCAUUGUCAAAGUUUUUGUGCGUCACAGGGAUUGUCUUCUUUUGCUUUUGGCAGGGGGUUGCACUUGAUGCUUUAGCUGCAGCAGGAGUGAUCCAUUCUCACCAUUUCUGGUUGGAUGUUGAGCAUGUUCAAGAAGCCAUCAAGAAUAUGUUGGUAAUAAUAGAAAUGGUUGGGUUCUCUGUGAUCCAACAAUAUGCAUUCCAUGUGUCUCCAUACAGUGGAAUUGGAGGCAGUGCUCAACAUGACAAGAAGAAUGAUUGAGUGAGAUCUUGUUAUUCUUUUUUGUUUGGUUGAGCCACAGUUUCACUUCAAUCUAAUAUGGAUGUAAUUGUAGUGGUAGUGUUAAGAAAGAAAUCUUUGUUUGAAGAGUUGGAAUUUAAUUGUAAUGUUCAUAUAAGAUUUUGGGUUUCUGUCUUUUAA